Molecule: messenger RNA, 937 nt
Organism: Danio rerio (zebrafish)
Lineage: Eukaryota; Metazoa; Chordata; Actinopteri; Cypriniformes; Danionidae
Source: RefSeq, a predicted model, not a curated record
AUCUGGAGGAUAUUAAAGGUCAUAACUCAGAAACUUCAGCAAACAUGCAGAGAAUCCUGCUGUUGAGUGUGCUGGCUGCUUUUGCUCUGGCUGAGGCCAGAUAUGUGAAGGAUCUGGCUGCUGAGGAAAGGGUUGUCGGUGGAGAGAUCGCAAAACCCCACUCCUGGCCCUGGCAGGUCUCUGUCCAAAUAAAAACUCUAAGUCAGGACUCAUAUACGCAUUAUUGUGCUGGGACUCUGAUUAGAAAAAACUAUGUGUUGACUUCAGUCCAUUCCAUUUUCAGCAAGUACGGGAGCUGGCGUGUUGUUCUGGGUGACCAUGACAUCUCUACAGAUGAGGGAACCGAGCAGUACAUAGAGGUCAGGGAGAUCACCUUCCAUGCCUAUUCUGACCUGAAUGAUGUGUCUAAAGGGAAUGAUGUAGCACUUCUGAAGCUGGCUUCUGAUGCCAAUCUGAACGCAUAUGUGCAGUUGGCACCACUGCCACGCCAUAAACAGAUUCUGCCUCACGGAACUCCCUGUUUCACCACCGGCUGGGGCAACACUGAGACUGAUGGUUCGUUUUCUGCUGAGCUGAAACAAGCCUAUCUGCCUGUGGUCGACCAUGAAACCUGCUCUCAAAGCGACUGGUGGGGAAGCACAGUGAAAGACACCAUGGUUUGUGGUGGUGAUGGCACCAUGGCUGUAUGUAAGGGCGACUUCGGUGGUCCUCUCAGCUGUCUGGUCGAUGGUAAAUACGUUGUCUAUGGAAUCGCCAGUUUUAUGUCAUCAGAGGGCUGUAAUAUCUACAAGAAGCCCACAGUCUUCACUCGCGUGUCUGCCUACGUCGACUGGAUUACCAUCAACAUGAAUGAAUGGGAUUACGAAUGACAAACAUCCUCCAUGGCCCGCAAUGAAAGAAAAAGAAACGUUAACUAACAAUAAAACGUUGCAUCUGA